Messenger RNA from Saxophila tyrrhenica, 1320 nucleotides. RefSeq lists its product as uncharacterized. Gene Ontology annotation, cellular component: RNA polymerase II transcription regulator complex. The record is from RefSeq and is a predicted model, not a curated record. Lineage: Eukaryota; Fungi; Ascomycota; Dothideomycetes; Mycosphaerellales; Extremaceae. Gene Ontology annotation, biological process: regulation of DNA-templated transcription. Gene Ontology annotation, molecular function: transcription cis-regulatory region binding; DNA-binding transcription activator activity, RNA polymerase II-specific. The transcript has 4 exons. The coding region runs from base 1 to 1320 and encodes 439 amino acids.
AUGGAAGAUAAAGGCACUGCGGAAGACGAUAUGGCUACCGAUAGCAAGGUUGAGCCUCCACGGGAUGGCACGCCUAGCUCGUUGGAGUCGACUCCAGAGCAGGAGGACCAGCUGGAGCAGUCGCAGGAGCCUGCGCAGCCAGUGAAACGCAAGGGUGGGCGGAAACCGAUCUACGCCACUUCUGAAGAGCGCAAACAACGCAAUCGACAAGCACAAGCAGCCUUUCGAGAACGACGGACCGAGUACAUCAAGCAGCUGGAAGCAACCAUCAAGCAGAAUGAGGAUACACUCUCCAGCCUCCAGCAGAGUCAUCGAUCGGCAGCCGACGAAUGUCUUAUGUUGCGUUACAAGAACUCGCUGCUGGAGCGCAUCCUGCUUGAGAAAGGCAUCAACGUCCAAGCAGAGCUACAGAUGAAGACUGGCAGUCCGACACUCUCCUUUCAGCACCCGGCGGCGAAUAUGCCUCCCAUGCCUGCGCCACAACCACCGCUACAACGGACUGCCAUGCAAAGACACCACGCUCGACGAUCUGGCCAGAACUUCCUGCCAAAGCUUGCUCCUGGACAGUCGAACCAAGAUCCGAACUUCCAAAACUCUCCGCAAGGCCACCCUACACCCUCCUCACACAGCUCCUCACCAACAAACGUGUCGACAAGGUCGCCAAUGGUAUCGCAGCAAGGUGGGAACACUCCACCGAAUACUGCCAUACUCGCUCAGCCCCAGCAACAGCACUUUCAAACAUUCCCUCGUACGUCGCAGCCGCCGCCUAAUCCAGCGUUCUACCAACGCCAGCAAAUUUCUCCGAAUGUACAACGGCAGGGAGCACCGCAGCCCUAUCAGAGCAAUGCCAGCGCCGUCUCCAGCCAUUCCACCGGCAGCCGCAAGAGCCUAGGACCAUCCAUGAGCUCAGGUGCCAACCCUGGGUCCGUGGGAGCCAGCUCCGCAUCGCAAUACUACCCCAGCCCGUUCCAGAAGCACAUUGAUCAGCUCGAGCAAGAAUACGAUACGCAACAGUCCCGAUCCAUGCUCGACCAGCCCGAUCCCGACGACAACUCCGACCCAUCGCCCGACCAGCUGCACGGCACCUACCCGCCGCAGUUCGAGCAGAUGCAUCCGCCGCCAACGAGCGACUUCUAUCAAGCGCCGCUCAACGGGCCGCCGCAGAUGCAGCCGCCGCAGCAAGUUCCUGCGGAAGGGCAAUUCGGGCUUGAGAUGAUUGAUCCGAAUGAUGCGAUGCUGGAUGCUGAUCCGUUUGGGUUGAGUGCGAGCAUGCAUUAUCCUACUUCUUACUCGUUUGAUAAGCCGGUGCAGAGAGGGUGA